Molecule: messenger RNA, 1761 nt
Organism: Saccharomyces eubayanus
Lineage: Eukaryota; Fungi; Ascomycota; Saccharomycetes; Saccharomycetales; Saccharomycetaceae
Gene: MGS1
Product: ssDNA-dependent ATPase MGS1
Exons: 1
Coding region: 1-1761 (586 amino acids)
Biological process (GO): DNA-templated DNA replication; regulation of DNA repair; DNA repair
Cellular component (GO): nucleus
Molecular function (GO): ATP hydrolysis activity; single-stranded DNA helicase activity; enzyme activator activity
Source: RefSeq, a predicted model, not a curated record
AUGAAUAAUAAAAAGACAUCAGUAGAACAGCUCAUCUCAUGCCCUAUCUGCUCCAAAAGGGUAUUCUUUUCUCAAAUCAAUUCACAUCUUGAUACAUGUGGCAAAGAAAAGUCAAAAUCUGCCAGUAGGCCACAAACUGUGUCAAGUCUUUUGGCAGGUCCGAAAAAGAGGAAACAAAGCUGUACCGAGAAAGUUAUAGAUCUUGAUAAGGACGAUGAUGAAGCUGUAGCUGUUGUAAAGAAUGAGUACGAGAGCAUUGAGAAUGUUGAAAGCGAAAACAAAAGAUUCAAGACAGCACAAUCUACAGAACUAGGGACGACAAUAGUGAGUCCAACCCUUAAUAAAAAUCAACAGUAUCAGAACGACUAUGAAAUCAGAUGGCUGCAAAAAAUAAGCCAUUUACCAUUGAGUGAAAAACUAAGGCCGAAAGAGUUACGAGAAUACGUUGGACAGCAGCAUAUUCUCUCUCAUGAGAAUGGUACGCUAUACAAAUACAUAAAACAAGGUACGAUUCCAUCUAUGAUACUCUGGGGUCCUCCGGGUGUUGGAAAGACAUCGUUAGCUAGACUACUGACGAAGACCGCAACAACUAGUAAUAGUGAAUCGAAAGCUGGUUCCAAAUAUUUUAUGAUUGAAACAAGUGCUACAAAAGCAAACACGCAAGAAUUAAGAGGUAUAUUUGAAAAAUCGAAAAAGGAAUUUCAAUUGACUAAGAGAAGAACUGUACUCUUUAUUGAUGAAAUUCAUAGAUUCAAUAAAGUUCAACAGGACUUAUUAUUGCCACAUGUAGAGAACGGUGAUAUUGUUUUGAUUGGUGCAACGACAGAAAAUCCGAGUUUUCAGUUAAAUAAUGCACUGAUUAGUAGAUGCUUGAUUUUUGUCUUGGAAAAGUUGAAUGUCAAUGAGCUUUGUAUUGUCCUAUCGAGGGGUAUUGCGUUAUUGAAUAAAUGCAGGAAACAGAUUUGGAACGUUGACCGUCCUUUAAAACUAUCUAGAAGCAUAUCGGAAUAUGUGGUAGAUUUGUCUGUGGGUGAUACAAGAAGGGCACUAAACAUGUUAGAAAUGAUCGAAGUUUCUACAAGGGAACGUAAAUCGGACAAUGAAGAAUUAUCCAUCGAUGAUAUACGAGACAUAAUCAAGAAUAACAGCAGCAAUGGGUUGAAUACCUAUUAUGAUCCAAAGGGCGAUAACCACUAUGAUACGAUCUCGGCGUUUCAUAAAGCCAUCAGAGGAGGGGAUGAAAACGCUUCUUUAUAUUAUUUAGCAAGAAUGCUGCAAGGCGGAGAAGAUCCAUUGUAUAUUGCCAGAAGGAUGAUUCGAAUAGCUUCUGAAGAUAUCGGACCACGGGAUAACUCAUUAUUGCCUUUGGCUGUCGCAGCGCAUGAUGCAGUGAUGAAAGUUGGUUUACCUGAAGCAGACCUUGCUCUAGCACAGUGUUGUGUUGCUUUGGCCAGAGCACCCAAGUCAGUGGAACUCUACAGGGCUUGGAAAAAGCUCAAGGCCAUGAUGAACGAAAACAUGUAUAGUUUGGCGAGCAGUGAAAUACCGAUGCACAUUAGGAAUGCGCCAACUAAAUUGAUGGAGGAGUUAGGAUAUCAUAAAGGUUACAAAUACAAUCCCGAUUACAUCAGUGGCAUAGUCCAGCAAGAAUACUUUCCUGACGAAGUCCUUGAGAAAUGUCCAAAUAAGGAUGAUUUGAAGUUUCUGGAUGGUAAACACUUGGGAGAUAAAAAAGACCCAGAUUUGAAAGAGACCAAAUAG